Eriocheir sinensis (Chinese mitten crab) is the source of this 3453-nucleotide messenger RNA. RefSeq lists its product as uncharacterized. The record is from RefSeq and is a predicted model, not a curated record. The transcript has 11 exons. Lineage: Eukaryota; Metazoa; Arthropoda; Malacostraca; Decapoda; Varunidae. The coding region runs from base 299 to 2122 and encodes 607 amino acids.
CCGCACUCCAAGGCGGUCGCAAUGACCUUCUUUCUCUUGCUUUGUAUCCGUUAAAUGAUUAAUACGAAGAAAAAUGAUGCGAACACUUUCGAUAAAGCUAAGCUCUCAGUUGUUAACCUGCAAUGGAUUUAAAUGACACAGCCCGCAAUUUAGUGUAUUGAACAUAAUCAGCUUAUCUUUUGGAACACACCUUACCUUCUGAGACAGUAACAUACAGGAUGAACACAUCAACACUAUGGACAUGUAUCAUCACUGCAAGACCCUGAGUACAUCUAUAUAGACCACGGUGAAAAACACCAUGUCAAACGUAAAGGCUAGAGCUGGAGACAAAGGCUAUGGGCCGUUCAAUGCUGACGAUCCCAAGAGCGAAGAAAACCAGAAGAACGAAGGUCCGCUAGAACCUUCAGAGAACAACAGGGAUGAAGAUUGGGGGAGGUCAUCCGCCACAACAUCCAUCUGGAGGCGUCUGUUCUGCUGCAUGGACUCGUUGUACCCUCAGCACCCGCUCCUGCCCGCCUCGGUGGUCACCCACAGGAAGAUUUCGAGAGUGGUAUCGGCGGAGUCCCUGGGCAAGGAGGCGGGGGAGGCGGACCCCAGCCCCACCGUCACCGUCCCCCUCGUCACGUCCCUAGACCAGAUGACGCCUCAGGAGAAACUGCAACACGUCCGCGCCCUCAACCGCCUCUACUCGACCUCGCCUUCUGCCUCCUCCUCGCCGUCCAUUCCUCUGGACCUCCUGCAAACCCCACUGAACCUCAGAUGCGGUCAGAAGACGAAUGGCUUGUCAGGAGACGGGCUCGGGAGGCAGGAAAGUGAGAGUCCUUCCCAUAGCAACCAACAGACUCCCUUGACAGCGUCCCCAGGUAGUGCCCGACGGCUCCCUUCCACUCCGUCAAGCAGCCCUCGCCCUGCCCGCCCAACGCAGCUAUUCUUCGCCUCUCCCUCCAUUCAUAGCAGAGACAGCUCUUCUCCCACACCCACGGGAGGCUCGACUGCUAGCACGCCCUUGACGCCCCGCAGUCGCUCUGGCAGCUGGGAGGUGGUGAAGGCCGGAUUCUCCAGUUUGAUGAGAGCUGUCACACCCACGUCUCGACCUGAAUCGAGCCUCUCCACCACAGGUCAGGGCGAUGAGAGUCAGGCGUCAGACGAGGGGCCGGAGGCGGUGAGGCCAGCCACGGGAGGUCUCGACGACCCCGCCAGGGAAUGUUACGGCGCUGUCACUCUGGCUGUGUUGGGCUGGCAGGGCCGCUGGGUGCGCGUGGGCGUGAACGGGCUGACGGGCCUGCCGUGGGUUGGUGGGUCGGGGGGCAUCAUGCUGGAGGUGGCCGUCAACCCCGGCGGUCGUUCCCGCUGGAUGGCGCUGCCUCACGCACACGGGCCCUCCAUAAACGUUAAGCUGGAGGUGCUGGCGAAGGGGCCGCGGGAGGCCAAAGCGAAGCGACGGGGCGUGGUGCGCGUCUCGGUGUGGGUGUGCGGGAGAAUAUGGAAACACGCGGCUAUCGGCACGGCUCUCAUCCCUCUUGCUGAGUCUUCGGAUUACAUCACGGCGCCUCUGCACAACCACUCCCAGCUGACGGAGGAGCUGGGGCUGGUCGAGGUGUCACUGCGCUGCGAGUACCCAGGCGUGCUAGACGAAGGCGCUAGGGCAGGGCAGGGGGAGGCCAGACUCAUUCUCGAAGUACUUAGAGCAAAAAACCUCCGGCCUUAUCACCCCGGGACCCUAGGGAAGGCGGCGCCCUCCAGGAUGAGAGAUGACGUGGAGGUGGUGUGUCGUGCUGGCCUGUGGGUGAAGGGGGAUCGCACUGAGCGGGUCACCUCCACCCCUGUCAAGCUGCCUGUCACCCAGGACCCUGUCAUCCGUACCCGAUCUGUCUUCACACUGCCCCGGAACAGUCUGCAGCACGCUGCCAUCAUCCUCAAGGUGAUAUACACAAACAAGUGGGCAGGUGAGGACAUCGUGGGCCGAGUGCAGCUAGGGCCGCUCCUGUACCUGGGCAGCUUCUCAGAGCACCAAUCCUGUACCUAUGAGCCCUCUUAUAACACCGCCAUCACCCUCUCCCACUGGGGCCUGGCACUCAAGACUCCGGGUCCCACCACCUUUUGGCACUACCUGCAGACAUGAGGUGUUGCCCCUAUCGUCAGGAGUCGUUACUAAGGACAGGUGAGAAAACUUUCGUCUGUGUUAUGGUAAAUUGUAUAUAUAGGUUCUUUCAAUAUAACAUUAUGGUUAUUUUGAACAUAAAUAAAUGUUGAACUCUUAUUAAAUGUGAUGUGAUAUACUAAUAAACAUAGCUGUUCUAUAAUUCAUGACGAACCGUUCCAUCACAACUGUCGGAUUCAACCCCCUGACGGGGCAUCGGAUCAGGUGCUUCACUAAGCUCCUCCCGCCCAGCAUCACCUAACUGGGGGCAGCGAUGGCUUGCCUUAGGUGCCUAUCGCGGCACAGGGCUCAUAAUAAAUGUAAUCAUACCGUGACAUAUUGUUCUAUCACCGCGUCUGGAUUCGAACCUCUGAUGGGGCGUUGGAGCACCUCGGGUAUCUGGAAGGUUAAAGUACAGGGUCACUAGAGACGGAAGGGGUUCGAAUCCGACCAAGGUGAAUGAAUAUUCUAUUUUAUAGAUCAUGCUUAAUCUGUAUAUAAAGGUAUAUCUAUUUUUUUACUAAAUGUGGUGUAAUAUAGUAAUAAACAUAUUUUACUUUAUGAAAUUUGCUUAAAAUGUACACUAUUUAACACUGAUUGAAGAGAAGAACCUCAAAUAUGAUUCCUAAUCAAAGUAAGAGUCUGGUUUUUAUGUUAAUUGAGGUUAUCUUGGAGCUUUUAACAGACAUAGUUUCAUUGCUCUAUGUACAUUAUAAGCGUUUGAAAGAAAUGAAAAGCCAAAAAAGAUGUGAAAAAUAAUACCCUUCCGCAAAGAAAAACAUCCGGGAAAAAUUGAUGCUGCCAGUGUCAAAACCUUGCACGGACGUAAAGCACCAGAGUGUAAAAUAUUCUUGCCUGAUUUCAACAAAUCCAUUCCUUGUAGUUGCCGAGAAAUUCUGUUUCAAAUGUUAAAUUAAACUAAAUUCAAUAAAUUUUGUAUGUAAUAAUGUUUGUAAUGUUUGAAAGAAUGCACCAAUACAGAUGGUGUGCAUCGAAAUUAUCCAGGAAAUAAUAAUACUGAAAUUCUAAAAUUUGAAAAGAUUGAUAAAUAUUUGUAGCUUGAUUACAAGUCAAGCGUGAUAAAAAAAGAUGUUGAGAAAAACGCGCGUGAAAGUUUGCACUUUUUUUUUUAAUUAUCGUCGUCACUAGUGUUAAUUUUCGAUAUUUUUCGAUUUUCCCUUAACUUUUACUAAAUGUGAUGUUUUAUACUAAUAAAUAUUACUGAUUUGUAUAUAUUCACCAUGUACAUAAUUUUAUUUUAAACUCUUAAUAGAUGUUGUGUUAUAUAUGCUACUAAUAAACAUAUGUUUACU